Molecule: messenger RNA, 3558 nt
Organism: Fibroporia radiculosa
Lineage: Eukaryota; Fungi; Basidiomycota; Agaricomycetes; Polyporales; Fibroporiaceae
Exons: 7
Coding region: 1-3558 (1185 amino acids)
Cellular component (GO): RNA N6-methyladenosine methyltransferase complex
Molecular function (GO): RNA binding
Source: RefSeq, a predicted model, not a curated record
AUGCUGCUACACUGGUGCACACUUGAGCCCUCUGGAGUAGGAAAUCUCGCUGCCAUUCGCUUCUCUUCCCCCGUCCGUGUGCAGUCUAUCCGUAUUUUUCCUACUGGUGCGCAGCCAUUUGCACAACAUCCGGAGAUAAUCAGUCGCACAGACCCACAAGCUUUUUAUCUUGAGCUUUAUUUCAAUGCUUACAGAGUUGUGCAACCUAAGUCAAGAGAGAAGCCAAAGCCGACCAAUGCACUCGUACCAACAGUCAUCGCUUAUGCAGGAGGGAAGUCAGAUUUCUAUGUCCUCAUGGGUUCGGAGUACGCUACUCGUCUCAUGAUUGUAAGGGGAGGCUACGAAAGCGUGUCGAUGGCCAUUUACGGUGACAUUAUAUCAGAGCUUUCCCCGCCACCCACGACAUAUGAGCCACGGCAAAUACCUUCAUUUGAGCCUAUUCCACUCUCACGGUCCCUGGACCCGUCGAAUUCACUCGAUCCAUGUACUCUCGCACGACAAUUGUUGUGCCUCAUUCCCGACGCUCCGUCACUGCCACUAGCUAUCCGUUUGGUGUUUUGCCUAAAACCUCCAAGCGACGAUUGGGAUCUUCCCGAGUUUCCGUAUUUACAUCCUGAUCUAGAUAGCGAAACAAGCAACUUCGACUUAGAACAAGCGUUUCGAUUGACUACAAGGCCUGUCCCUGACGAUGUGGCUGAUGAUACGUUAAUACGUUUUGCACAAAAUGUAGCCAGUUCGAUACGCGCCAAAGACAGUAGCCAAUCGUAUCUUGUAGCUGGGAUCCUGGCGCAUGCAGCAUCUCAACAUCCUAGUAUGUCCAGACACCUUUUGGACAAGUUGGAUCUCUCAAAAGUCUUUGACAGCUAUAAUAUGGAUGAGCUGACACUCCUAAGAAUGCAUGAUGCUGCCACCAACCCUGAUAUUGCAAGAUACCUUGACAAUGACUGGUUCUUGGAGAUAGUCGGUACCAUUGCCAGGGAUCCAAACUCAGACAAGGAGACGCAAAGCGCAGCUCACAAGCUAAUCCGGAGGAUCAGAGGCUGGAUUACGCUUGAAGAUGUCCUUUCGAAUACUCAAGGCGAUUUCAUCAGCGCAUGUGAGAUGCUCAAAGAUAUUGGCACUGAUGAACAGUCCCUCGGUGUAUGGUUAGAGUCGAUGAUCACCCAUGACAACAUUGCGAACAUGCUGAGCGAAAAUCCGAUCAUGCCUAUACCCCUUCCUCAUCCCCCUUAUCUGUUUGGCUUGCUGAAAUCGUCGGUGUCACACGAUGAAUUCAUUGCUUUUUUGAGAGCAGCCGUUGGUGUCUCUGCUGUCCUAGCAGUGUAUGCGUUCGCGGAUGCAUAUCCGCACAAGCUCUGCAGAGAACGUGCAUUAAGCAUCAUACGAUUAUGGCAAGGUGUUGAUGGAUAUCGAGAAAUCGUGAACCAUUUACUUCUACUGAAGCAGAUGACGUUCCGUCUUGAAUGUAUGAUGGACAAUGAUCCGCCUCGACGUGCGGGUCUGGACGCGGAACAUAUCCUCGUAAACCUUGCCAAGGAUCCACACGCCAUUCUACAUUAUGAUCUGAUCAAGUGUAUAUUGUCUCUCAGGCCACCGCAUUCAUUUAUUACCGACGAUGAGCGCGAGUCCAUGCGCCAAGCUGCAAUCGUCGCUGACGAUGGACUACCAGGGGCAAUUGACGAACUCAUGCGUCCAGUCGACCAUCCAUUGACGCUGACAAACUUGCGCACCCUGCGUGUAGCUCUUGCCGUCAUUGAUCAAGAGCUCGAUGAGCAGCGUGAAUUUCAGGUCUUGCAAGAUUUCUGGGAGGAAGGCUCUGUUGGACUCAUCAUGCGUCUCGUAGACGUCUUCGUACCCCUUUCCGAAGAAAUAAAGGGUCAAUUUGGUCUGAGACUUCCGGAGCACAAGCCACAAGAAUUGUUAUACCAGCUGUUUUGCGCGGCAGACGAGUUGCUGAAGCUCUCCCUCCGCCUUAUUCCGGCAUACCCGCUCCCCGGUCGUGCCAUAGCCACUUUGACAACCAGCGUCGCUGACUUGUUCGUCUGUACGGAUGCUGUCGACAUGCUUUAUUCACAAUCCAGCCCUACUUGUGUGACAGCACAGGGGACAAGACAGACAUGUAUAGACAUUGUGCGCACCCUCUCUGAUCCGGAGGUUCCCUCGGAGGGAGGCAAGCUUGGGGCUGAAGUGGUUCUAAAGACUCUGCUUCAGUCGGGGCUACACAGCGAAGAUUUGGAUCCCGUGCACCAUUUACUACAGGUGUUUUGCCUUGUCGACUUUCUGUUGCCUAUGCCAGGCGCUGGAAAUCGCCUGCCGUCCGUUUGGAUACAACGUGUGAUGCCUCUGUUGCUGAAGGAACUAUGGGCAUUUUGUAGCGUUCUGGACACGGAGAACAAGGCGCAUUUUAUCAAGCGACUUAUUAAUCUCGAUCGAGGUUUGGUCGGCGUGGGCGAGUGGCUUUUGCACGAGGAGCUAAAAGGGUUGCUGCGUGCCCUACAAUUUUUGGAAGACCCCGCCGUGGAGCUUCGCGAACGCGGACUGCGACAUUUCCAAGUUUCUAUGUCCCUGCACUUCUGGCUUGAUCUGGCAAGGAGUUCGUUCAUAUCUGCUAAGACGUGCAUUGAUUUCCUCACAACCGCGCAAGAAUCCCCUCAGACGUUCUCGGCAUGCUUAGUGUUACUGCUGAACCAACACUUUGUUUCUCCUGCGCUCACAGAAUUGGUAGAAGUCUUAGCAUCCGAACACUCGAAAAUGGACUCAGGGUUACGUGCUUCUCUUGCUCUUAUUCUAAUACGCGCAUCACAGAGUUUGGAAACACAGGCUGACUCGGUACCUAACCUCCUUCAUGAGUGUUUUGCCCUUUUGUCACACUCCCCAGCGGACAGUCUCGCGGACGGUCUUCGCUCCGAGCUUGGUCCUCUGUUCUCUCGACUGCAAGGCGAUACACAUUCCAUAAGCACUGUCACAGCCGAGCUCUGUGUACAAUUGCUAGAGUGGCUUGCGUCAUCAUCGAACUAUGCACAUUCUAUGACCCUGCAAGGGCUCACUAGGUCCUCUUACUCGGCAUUUUUGGAUCAACUUCGUGCUGUCUUGGAUCCUUCGUGGGCUGAGCGGUUAGGUGCACUGGAAAGCAGGAUCGUAAUUGCCGAAGAAGCAGAAACGGACCUGCAUUCGGUGUCCAUUCCGGACUUCGUUAAGCUCACCAUGCAUGACGUCGAAGAGCUUCUCCGAUCCAAUAUGCCCCCGCCAUCGACACCACCACGCAAAGCUUUGAAUCAAGAUGUCCUUGGACUAGUUGCGAUUUCGCCUCCAGCAUUAAUACGCUCACCGGCGUCGACGGGUCUCACCAAGACGUACAAUAAGAACGACUUCAGACAGUUGCGCCAGGCACCAUCAGCACGCCAAAACACCAGCAGGCUGCCGAGUAUGCAUGUAGAUGAAUUCGAGGGCGCGCCCUCCCCUAGCUUAGUGACAGUGCCAAUGCCGAUGCAGACGGCGGCAAUGCCGUUUCCUGCGGAUAAUUUUCAAUCGCUCGCGCCUCCAUUCAACCCGUUGUGA